CAUAAUAAAUGGUUUUUAUUUAAUAUUUUAAUAAAAUAAGUUUUAUAGCGAUUUAUUUUUUCAUUUUAAUGACAUGGAGACUUCUUCGUCAAUUUUAAAGAACGAUGAUGAAGAAAUCGAUAAAUCGGACUCGAAAUCCGUUUAUUUCCUGAGGAAGAGACCUCGAUUAUCGAGGGGUGAUAAAAAUUCGCCCGUUUCCGAGAAAAGAUGCGUUUACACCAGGAUUUAUCGAAGAAAAACUCCCGUUAUGUUCAUGCCAACGGAAGUUCUUCAAAAUAUUUUAUCUUAUUUCACGAAUAACGAAUUAGCGAAAUCAAUUAGAUUAAUUAAUCGAAGAUUUAAAAUCGUUGCUGAGCUUUUAUUAAAUAGUCGCUUCACCCAAUUAAAAUUGCGUUUGUACAAAAUAAAACGAAUGAUUGAUGCUUCGAUGCAGCACACGGAAGAUGACAUGGAAAUACGGUGUUUAUGCAAAAUGCUCGGUGUUUUAGAAGUUUUAACGUUCUAUUAUACUUUGCUCACCAGCACGAUUUGGAGGUACAUCUCGUUCAAAAAUCAACCAUCAAACAUUUGUAUGUACGCAGGAAGCAUUUUAGACAAGUAUAACACGGCUAUAUUCGAGUUUAUCAAAGAACCACACAAAAUCUACGCCCCAUUAAUCUUAAAAGAUUAUACCCUCCCAAACAUAGUUAAAGAUAUUUGUGCCGAAUCAAAAGAAUUUGUGAUUCAUUUCGACCGUGUGACCGAAUCGCAACUAAAAGACGACGAUUUUUGCAUCCCCUGCAAAGCUUUAGACAUCCUAGAUUCAGCGACCGACGUUAAAAGAACCGUUAUUAGUCAAAGAUCCAUCGGAAAUACGUUAUCUUUAAACGUAAAGUAUUAUUUUUCGAAUUCUUGGUUCGUCGCUUUGGAUAUAAAUGAUGAAAAACCGAAAUCAUGGAAAGAACAGCAACGAUUGAUGUUUAUGCGAUUGCGAAGGAUCGUUCUUGGACACAGCGAAAUGUCGAUGGAAUACAAUCAAUUUAAAAGGGAGACGACGUUUAGGGUAAACGCCAAGCCGAAAAUUCGACGCCCCAUUAACUCGGUUUACACCGGGUACGGCGAGGUUGGGGAAAAGUUUUUUUAUUACGGCGUGAUGAACGAAGGGGCUUACAUUAACAAGUUCGUUUCGCCCGAUGCAAGUUACAGUUUUGAUUCCGUCGAUGAUAAGUUAAAAACGCGGUAUUUGGGUUUAUACAUUUCCGUCGAGUUGCGUUGCCCGAAAGAAUUAGCACCGUACGCAAUCUUGAACCAAUACACGCAAAUGAACGAGUUAUUAAUUGAGGAGAAACGAUAUGUUAAUUCAACACCCAGGCGGAGGAGAAGGAAAAUUAGGGAUUUGCUUGAACUUAAAAUGGAGUUCUUGUGCCCUUCGGCUAUUUUCCCGCGAUUACCUACAUUUUAUCGUUAUUACGUGAAUAACUCGAAGUGAAUUAUUUGUUUAAUGAACUAUAUUAAUAUUAUUUUUUGAUUUUUUGUGAGAAGUAUAUUGCUUUUAAGGAAA
Messenger RNA from Onthophagus taurus, 1540 nucleotides. RefSeq lists its product as uncharacterized. The record is from RefSeq and is a predicted model, not a curated record. NCBI's taxonomy places the organism in Eukaryota, Metazoa, Arthropoda, Insecta, Coleoptera, Scarabaeidae. Gene Ontology annotation, molecular function: protein binding.